UUUUGUUUUUAGGGUUCUUCGUUGGGGGUAGAGGGCGUGCCAUGGGCGACAAGGUCCAGGUUUUGUACUGCGCAGUGUGUAGUUUGCCUCCUGAGUAUUGCGAAUUUGGACCGGACUUUGAGAAGUGCAAGCCCUGGCUCCUAGAGAAUGUGCCUGACUUGUAUCCGGAGCUUGCAAGAGAGAGAGCUGAGCAGCAACUACAAGGAUUAACUGUGAGCAAUGAAAAGGGAGAUAGCUCAAAGACACAAGAAGAGGAUGUGAAGAGAUUACCCGGAGGAAAAAUCAAGAAGAAGGAAAAGCCCGCGGUUGUGGUCGAGAGAGUGACGAGAAACAAAAGGAAAUGUGUGACAACUAUCAAAGGGCUCGACAUGUUUGGUGUCAAGCUGGGGGAGGCAUCGAAGAAACUCGGGAAGAAAUUCGCAAGUGGUGCGUCUGUGGUGAAGGGCCCGACGGAGAAAGAACAAAUCGACGUUCAAGGGGAUAUUCUGCUGGACAUUGUAGACUUUAUCACAGAUACGUGGCAAAACAUUCCUGAAUCGGCUAUCUUCUUCAUGGAGGACGGCAAGAAGGUUUCCGCAGGCUAGCGUUUGUGUGUACUAUGUGUUGGCCAGGCUAGCAAUACAAUGGGCUCAGAAGUCU
Molecule: messenger RNA, 639 nt
Organism: Selaginella moellendorffii
Lineage: Eukaryota; Viridiplantae; Streptophyta; Lycopodiopsida; Selaginellales; Selaginellaceae
Product: translation machinery-associated protein 22
Exons: 8
Coding region: 42-584 (180 amino acids)
Biological process (GO): translation reinitiation; formation of translation preinitiation complex
Molecular function (GO): mRNA binding; translation initiation factor activity
Source: RefSeq, a predicted model, not a curated record